Molecule: messenger RNA, 1226 nt
Organism: Theobroma umbraticum
Lineage: Eukaryota; Viridiplantae; Streptophyta; Magnoliopsida; Malvales; Malvaceae
Product: 1,3-beta-glucan synthase component (DUF1218)
Source: RefSeq, a predicted model, not a curated record
AAAUCAUAAACCAAAAACCAAAGCAGCACGCACCCGAAAACGUUUCCUAGCUGCUUCUACCUUCUUGUUGUAGGGAGAGAAUCCUAGGCAGGCAUCCUUGUUUCAUAUACCCUUUGCACUAAUUAAUUUAUUUAUUAUCUGCACUAAUUAAUUACGGUCUCGAGAAGUAAAACCACGCGACCCAUCUGCAUUAAUAUCUCCACCCAGUUUUAAUUCAUUAUUAUCACCUGUUUAUACCUGCUUUCCUCUAAAGCUUUUGGCAACUAUUUCUCUCUUUUUUUUUUCUUGUCCUUCUGCUUCUCUGGGUCAUUACCUCCCAAGAUUUUUGUUUCUGCUUUGUGGGUUUUUGUUGUUGGUUUGAGCUAUGGCUUCAACGUUAUUACUGGCUCUGGUUUUUGUGAUUGAUCUGAUUGCUUUUGGACUUGCUGUUGCUGCUGAGCAAAGGAGAAGUACUGCCACCGUUGCUAAUGAUGGAAAUGAAAGCUAUUGUGUUUAUGAUAAGGACAUUGCAACUGGCUUGGGUGUGGGCUCAUUACUAUUCCUUCUACUUAGCCAGAUACUAAUAAUGGUGGCAAGCCGAUGCUUAUGCUGUGGGAAGGCCAUGAGACCAAGUGGGUCUAGAGCAUGGGCAAUUGUCCUAUUUAUCACUUGCUGGGUGUUCUUUGUCAUUGCUGAGGUAUGCUUGCUUGCAGGGUCAGUACGGAAUGCUUAUCACACCAAGUACAAGAAUCUCUUAAACAAUCCCCCAACAUGUGCAACAUUGAGAAAGGGUGUCUUUGGGGCUGGGGCUGCAUUUGUUUUCCUGACAGCCAUAGUCUCUGAGCUUUACUACGUUAGUUAUUCCAAGGCUAACGAAUUACAGGCUAACUAUGGCAGAGAUACUGGAGUGAGGAUGGGAAACAUAUAGAUAAGUAAGGUCAGCAGAUGGUCAUGAGAAAUAUUCCAAUUUGUAAUUCAUUGUUAAUCAACUAUAAUGCUCUUGAAGUAGGCAAACUUUGGGAGUUAGUGUGUGAUUGAGAAUACGUAUAUCAUAAGAUUCUUAACCAUGGACAUGGACUUGUGUCUAUCCCACUUUACAGGUUACAACCUUAGCACUUUGCCUGUUUAUUGAGGUUUUGAGUUGUUCUUUUUUUUCUUUUUCUUUUUUUAAUAUGUAGUGCUUUUAGUUUUCAUCUUAUUAAAAUCCUGGAAAGACAAAAGUUCUUUGCAGUUCUGCUUAUGUUAAA